This is a messenger RNA of Suillus plorans, 1714 nucleotides long. RefSeq lists its product as uncharacterized. Bases 345 to 1430 code for a protein of 361 amino acids. The transcript is spliced from 4 exons. The record is from RefSeq and is a predicted model, not a curated record. Lineage: Eukaryota; Fungi; Basidiomycota; Agaricomycetes; Boletales; Suillaceae.
CGCUUUGGAGCAAGCAUUGGCCAAUGAGAGAGCUGUGAAAGCCCAGGCGUCUGCUGAAGGUCCAUCAGAUCACCCUACGCUCAUUGUGGGCUUUUCUCCCAAGUCAAAGCUUUGUACUUACCCCGUUCAUCUAGGUUUCCCUCAGGGAGGAUUGAGAUAGGCUCUGAGCAAAGCUGAAUCCUCUACUAGUCGGAAAAGCUUGAACUCAUAAAGGCGCGAGAUGAGGCAUUAUCGCGUGCUAGUAGCCUAACUUAAGUGUCACUAUACCUGCUGGCAUGGAGUCCGAUGACGACUUGCUGGGGCUACCGUGAUCGUCGCGCUGACCGUCGUGUAGUAUUGGUACUAUGCCUCGUUCUGUAAGCUCUAGCGCGGUCCUGACGUCACAUUCACGUUCCUCCACCGAUUCAUCGGUGUCAUCCAGCCCCGAAACAAAUCGACGUCGAGGAUCUUCUCCCCUUGUCUCACCCAUAUCUCCUAGUCGUUUAUCUACCACCCGUCAAACUGUGCAGCCAAAUCUUUCGGAUUCCUAUCACGACUCACCAACCCCUCGGUACCGUGCACCUCCAGUUCCAGUUCCAGUCCCAGCUCGUCAGUCAACUGUAAUGCCCGAUAUUAACGAUGACCAGACGCUCUUACUGGCAACCAUUAUACCCAUACCUGAUGACUGUGAUUCUGAGAUGGACGAUGAGUCUGUCAAUCUCAUGUCUUUCUCGACUGCCUACAAGGUGUAUCCUCCGGCACCCAGUCAACAACGCUCAUUCUCUCCCCGCUCCGAUCGUUCAACGCCUUAUACUAGUUCUGAUGUAUUGUCAAAUGGAAAACCUUCAGAGACAGUACUUGUUGAAGACGCUCUUAUAGCUCGAGCAGAGCAAGCACAGAGUGCUGCGGAACGAUUGCUCAAGCUGAACGACCCGGAUGGUGAGGAUAACCAGCACUCCACAAUUCCUCCGUCGCUACUCCUUGGACGUAGCGGAUCUGCGACGCCAAAAUCCAAGGCGCAAAAUGCACCAGCGAUAAUACGAAGCCUGGCUCCUCCUCCUGUGACUCCGGACAACCGAACCGCAGCUAUCUUCCGCCGGGCAGCGUUAUUCAAGAAUAGUCCUGCAAACAUCAAAGCUGUAGACAACCUCGUGAAGCCAGUUCAAGACCAGGUACAUGAGACUGGUUGGUGGUUGAAACGCAUGUUCACCCUCGGACAUGCCACACCCCUCAAAGCAACUGCAUUUGAAGAUCGAGUACUAGAACCCAACGACUAUAUUACCCCGCUGGAAAGCGAUCAAACUGACAUUCGGGUUCUCCAAAAGUUGGUGUUGUUGUGCAGCAGCAAUCCUAUACCUUCCGCAACGACGUCUCCUUCGAGUCCAGGACUGGGGCUUCCUUCCACUGUUUCGCCUUUCCUUGGCAUCAGUCGCUCUCUUCCUGAUCCCUGACAUGUGGACCAAGGAAAAGAGCUUUGAACGGCUAUUCAAUGCUCUGAUUAAGUUUCUUGAUCCUUUAAGGGAUGCAGAGCAACUUGAAUACGGCCUCAUAGUGCUCUACCCAGCAUUAUCAUAGAAUUCUGCGACCGAGUACGCGGCAGUGCUUGUUGUAACAGCUUACUGUGAUUGAUGUAUCAUCUGCUAUCCAGUGUCGAUGGUAAGGGGGAUGAGUACUGCUAACUUUCAAUUUCAUUCAUUGUUUGUAGGCUCCAUCGAGCGACCUGGAUUUCCACAGA